Neltuma alba is the source of this 698-nucleotide messenger RNA. RefSeq names its product cytochrome b5-like. Gene Ontology annotation, cellular component: intracellular membrane-bounded organelle; membrane. The transcript has 3 exons. The record is from RefSeq and is a predicted model, not a curated record. Gene Ontology annotation, molecular function: heme binding. Lineage: Eukaryota; Viridiplantae; Streptophyta; Magnoliopsida; Fabales; Fabaceae. Bases 56 to 469 code for a protein of 137 amino acids.
CCCAUUUCUGAAAAUUUUUUUCAGUUUCUUCCUUCUAAAAGGUCUCUUCUUGAAGAUGGGCACCGGGCGUAAGUCCUACACGUUAGCUGAGGUCUCUCAGCACAACCACCGCCACGAUUGCUGGAUCAUCAUUGGCGGCAAGGUUUAUGAUGUCACAAAAUUCUUGGAGGACCAUCCAGGUGGGGAUGAGGUCUUGUUGUCAGCCACAGGAAAAGAUGCAACUGAAGAUUUUGAGGAUGUUGGUCACAGUACCACAGCUGAAGCAAUGUUGGAUGAGUUCUAUGUAGGAGACAUCGAUUCAGCCAGCAUCCCGGCCGGGUUUAAGUACACACCUCCAAAACAGCCUCACUAUAAUCAGGACAAGACAGCAGAAUUCAUUAUCAGGAUGCUUCAGUUUCUAGUUCCCCUGAUGAUCUUGGGCGUGGCGGUCGGUGUUCGUUUCUACACACCAAUUCAACAUAACCACUGAAACUGCAAAAUUAUUUGGCAGGCAUUGUGAAAAAUCAUGUUAUUAGUGUUGAAAGAAUUCUGCUUGUUUUGUGCUUUGGAAAUUGAACUGCAAUUUUUAGGGAUGCUAGGAUGUGCGCCUUUCUCUGUUUCCAAUAACAUGUUCAUGUUUGCACUGUCACUGUACUUUUUGCAUUUAUAUAUCUCACCAUCUUUCUCAUCCCUAAUGCUGGAAAUUUCUUCUUUUAAAA